AUGGAAAAGGAUAUUGAUUGCUUGGAGGAGGAGCAAAUGUCCAAUGAUAUGAAACCAAAUCAAAGUGAUGAUCAACCUUGCAUCAUUGAAAAUUAUCAAGAUGUUCAUCAUGAUCUUGGCAAUAAUGAUAAUAUCCAAAGUAUAAAUAAUAAUGAAAUUCAUCAAAUUGAUGUUGAUCAACUUCAACCUUGUAUUGAAGAUUAUCAAGAUCAAGAUGCCAGUGUUGAUAAUGGUAAUAAUAAUAUUGAUAAUAAUAAUAUAGUUGAUGAUCAUCAUCCAGUAUUGGUUGGUGGAAGUUAUAGUGGUGGUAAAAGUAAUUCAAGUAAUAUUAGUAUUGGAAGUGGAAAUGGUAGUAGUAGUAGUAGUAGUGAUGGUGUGAUUGAUCCACCCGAUAAUAAUAGUUUGGUUGAUUUACAAAAAAGUACCAAUCUAUUUAAUACUACUUCAGUUAGUUUGGCAGAGGAAUUAUCCGAACAACAAUUUAGAUUUGAUAAUCAAAAAAAACUACAUGAUUCAAUAGAUUUGGAAGUUGGUGGUGGAAAAAAACAAUUAAACUACAGUAUCAACAACAACAACAACAACAACAACAAUGGAGCUGGAAGAGAAUCAGAGUCUGAUUUCCAACUAAGACAAUAUUUUGAAAAUUCACAAAGAAUGGCACUUUCCAAUGGAAAUAAACCUAAAAAGAUGGGUAUCAGUGUAACUGAUUUAACUGUCGUUGGAAAAGGAGCUGACAUAUCAAUUAUUGAAGAUUUAUUUACACCAAUUAAAUUCAUAUUUAAUCCUUUUAAAUGGAAAAGAAAUAAUGGAACAACAUUUAAUAUUUUAAAUAAUAUUAAUAUGUUUUGUAGAGAUGGUGAGAUGGUGCUGGUGUUGGGUAGACCGGGUGCAGGGUGUAGUACAUUGCUUCGGGUGAUUGCCAAUCAACGUGACACGUAUGUUAAUGUUGGUGGAAAGGUGUCGUAUGGUGGAUUGGACUCUAAAGAGUGGGCUAGCAAGUACCGCGGUGAGGCUAUUUACGUGCCAGAGGAAGACAGUCACUACCCAACACUAACGUUGAAGCAAACCAUUGACUUUGCUUUAAAGUGCAAGACACCAGGUAACCGUGUGCCAUACGACGCCAAACGCACAUUUCGACAAAAGGUCUAUGACUUGUUGGCCAAUAUAACUGCAUCCAACUCUAAUCCAUACACCACCUCUUUUCUGACUCAAGUACGUGCACUCACAUUGCGUCAGGCACAGUUGAUUUGGGGUGAUCGUCCUGCACUUGCAUCACGUUACAUUUCAGUGUUGGUACAGUCAUUUGUGUAUGGAUCACUAUUCUAUCUUCAAAAACACGAUCUAUCUGGCCUGUUUACUCGUGGUGGUGCGAUAUUUGGAUCCAUCCUAUUCAAUGCAUUCUUGUCGCAGGGAGAGUUGACCGCCACAUUUGUGGGUCGUCGCGCACUACAAAAACAAAAGUCAUAUGCCAUGUAUCGCCCGUCGGCAUUCCACAUUGCACAAGUACUCAAUGAUAUCCCAGUCGUAUUUGCACAAGUUGUGUUGUACAGUGUCAUAGCCUAUUUUAUGUUUGGGUUUCAGUAUGGAGUAUCACAAUUUAUCAUUUGGAUUGUCGUUAUGGUGGGACUGACACUUGGUAUUUGCAAUUUCUUUCGUGCACUUGGAUUCUUUUCACCAUCACUCUAUGUAUCCCAACACGUGAUGGUAGUGUAUCUAUUGUUGCUUUUAUGUUACACUGGGUACUCUGUACCAUACCAAAAGAUGCAUCCGUGGCUACAAUGGUUCUUUUGGUUCAAUCCUCUGUCCUAUGGAUACAAAGCAUUGAUGGCCAAUGAAUUCAAAGAUGUACUCUUUGAAUGCUACCAAACUGCAAUUCCCUACGGUGCAUACAAUGACCCGCGAUAUCGUACCUGUGCCAUCCCAGGUGCCACCCCUGGCAUACUCCAAGUAUCAGGUGAAGCCUAUCUCCAAGCCGGUUACUCAUUCCGAGCUGAUGACAUUAGUUAUAAUACAGUCAUUGUCUACAUUUGGUGGAUUUCUUUAACUAUCCUAAACAUGUUUGCAAUUGAAUUUUUUGAUUGGACCAAAGGAGGAUAUACAAAAAAAGUAUAUAAACAAGGUAAAGCACCAAAGAUUAAUGAUUUGGAAGAAGAAAAGAGUCAAGCCAAGAUUGUAAAAGAGGCAAAUGAAAAUGUUGGCAAAACGCUAGAGUUUCAUGGUGGUGUAUUUUCAUGGAAGAAUAUUAAAUAUACUGUACCUGUCAAAGGAGAGAAACGGUUGAUUUUGGAUGAUGUCGAGGGUUGGAUCAGACCUGGGCAAAUGACAGCAUUGGUUGGUAGCACUGGUGCAGGUAAAACAACACUACUCGAUGUAUUGGCCAAGAGAAAGACCAUUGGUGCAUUGUCGGGUGACAUUCGACUCAAUGGAAGACCACUUGGCAUUGACUUUGAACGUAUCACUGGUUAUGUCGAACAAAUGGAUAUUUUCAACCCAAACUUGACAGUUCGUGAAGCACUACGUUUCUCGGCAAAGUUAAGACAAGAUCCUCAUGUCCCCUUGGAAGAGAAAUUCGAAUAUGUCGAACGAGUAUUGGAAAUGAUGGAAAUGAAACAUUUAGGUGAUGCACUAGUCGGUUGUCUAGAAUCUGGUGUUGGUAUUUCAAUUGAAGAACGUAAACGUUUAAAUAUUGGUAUUGAAUUGGUUGCUAAACCUCAUAUCCUUUUCUUGGAUGAACCUACAUCUGGGUUAGAUUCACAAUCAUCAUAUAAUAUAAUUAAAUUUAUACGUAAAUUGGCUGAUAGUGGAAUGCCAUUGGUUUGCACGAUACAUCAACCGUCGUCUGUAUUGUUUGAAUAUUUCGAUCGAUUGUUAUUGUUGGCAAAGGGAGGUAAGACGGUGUAUUUUGGUGAUAUUGGACAUCGAUCUAGUACGUUGAUCAAUUAUUUCACACGUCAUGGGAUUCGUCCGUGUCUCGAGUCUGAGAAUCCAGCAGAGUAUAUCUUGGAGGCAACGGGUGCAGGAUUCCAUGGCAACAAGUCAAAUGGUCAUGGAAGAGAGUAUGCCAGUCGCUACUAUGGAUGCAUGUCAUUCACUGUGGCGAUGGUUUCUGUCCAACUACCCUACCUCAUCUUUACAUCAUCGCUCUUUUACAUUUGCACAUUCUGGUUGGCUGGUUUUGGAUUCGAAGUGGUGAUGAAUCUCUAUUUCUGGGCAUACUUUGUCAUCUUUCUCUUUUUUUGUGUGUCCCUCGGGCAAGCAAUCGGAGCGAUUUGCGAAACCAUGUUUCUUGCCAACUUUGUCGUUCCAGUCAUCCUAGUAUUCCUCUUUCUCUUUAGCGGCGUCAUGAUACCUGAAUCGCAAAUACCAAGGUUCUGGAGAGAAUGGGUGUACCGUGUCAUGCCCACCCGAUACUUUAUGGAAGGUGUCGUUACAACUAUUCUCAAAGACGUCAAUAUCAAAUGUACCACUGCCGACCUCGUUAAAUUCCAUUCACCCGAAGGAUCAACAUGUGAAGAAUACACUUGGUUAUUCAGUAUGUACAGUACUGGAUACGUCCAACAAUUGGAUUCCUCUCCCAACGACUGUGGCUAUUGUCUCUACAGCACCGGUGAGGAAUUCUACUCUACACUCGGAUGGAAAGACUCUAAUCGUCUAAGAAAUUUAAUCAUCGUGAGUUGUUAUUGGUUAUUUAAUGUCUUUUUAAUUGGUAUCUUUGUUUAUAUCUCUAGAAAACCAAAAAGAUAA
Messenger RNA from Cavenderia fasciculata, 3744 nucleotides. It is a transcript of the gene abcG10, whose product is annotated as ABC transporter G family protein. Gene Ontology annotation, molecular function: ATP hydrolysis activity; ATP binding; ABC-type transporter activity. Gene Ontology annotation, biological process: aggregation involved in sorocarp development; sorocarp morphogenesis; transmembrane transport. The coding region runs from base 1 to 3744 and encodes 1247 amino acids. Lineage: Eukaryota; Evosea; Eumycetozoa; Acytosteliales; Cavenderiaceae. The record is from RefSeq and is a predicted model, not a curated record. The transcript is spliced from 7 exons. Gene Ontology annotation, cellular component: membrane.